This is a messenger RNA of Racocetra persica, 285 nucleotides long. NCBI's taxonomy places the organism in Eukaryota, Fungi, Glomeromycota, Glomeromycetes, Diversisporales, Gigasporaceae. The record is from the annotation of a GenBank genome assembly.
CUUUAUCAGGAAAAGGAGUGGGAGAAUUUAAAAGAUUUAUCUCCUAGCCAACGGAAGGGUUUGGUUGAAGUUCUUUAUAAAUCUCGCAAACUUACCAAAGAUGAACAUCAGCGAAUAUUAAAGCAAGCUAACCAAGCCUAUCGGGAAGAAGUAACUGGCCAGUUGAGCCAAUUACGAUAUUAUAAAGAAAAAAUCGGAGCCCGCAGCCUUAGUAAACAGGAAUUAAUUAAAUCAGAAAGAUUUAAAUAUUUUUUUCCGGAAAAGGGGGAGCAUAAAGAAUUUUGA